Molecule: messenger RNA, 4665 nt
Organism: Bombina bombina (fire-bellied toad)
Lineage: Eukaryota; Metazoa; Chordata; Amphibia; Anura; Bombinatoridae
Product: tenascin-N-like
Exons: 15
Coding region: 111-3482 (1123 amino acids)
Molecular function (GO): protein binding
Source: RefSeq, a predicted model, not a curated record
UUGGUGAUUGGUCCUUAGAAUUGGCUCACAAGAAAACUUAAACAACUGACAGUGCAGAGAAUUUACACAGACUAUGCCGUCAUAUUGUGGAGGAUCUUGGGAUUGACAAUAUGAAUAUUCUUGUGAGGUUCCUUCUUUGCUGUCCCUUAUAUCUCUCAGUUUUAGGAGCUGUUAUUACACCUAAGUCUUGUGAGAGUCAAAAAGGUCUGACCAUCACCCACGUGUACAGCCCUGAAGAUGGAACUGAGCCAAUUAAGACUGUGAAUUCUGAUGAUCAGAAUCUUAUAUUUAGGCAUCACAUCCGCCUCCAGACGCCAGAUGAAGACUGCGAGAAAAAUAAACUACUUGCUGGUUUGCUGGCAAGAAUGAGCGCUCUAGAAGAAGAGAUGAUGGGAUUAAAAGAGGAAUAUCAGUUCUGCUGUGGAGCAGGAGCACUUAUAAAUAACUGCAAUGGAAAUGGACAGUUUAUUAAGGAGUUGGGCCGGUGUCAAUGUGCUGAUGGCUGGGAGGGACCAGACUGUUCCAUUAAAAGUUGUCCGAACAACUGUGCAGGUAAUGGAAUAUGCAUUGACGGUGUCUGUCAGUGUGCUGAAGGUUUCACUGGCCCAGACUGCAGUGAAAAGAAGUGCGCCUAUGAUUGUGGAGAAUUCGGACAAUGCAUUGAUGGAUUUUGUCAGUGUGCAGAGGGCUACACCGGCCCAGACUGCAGUGAAAAGAAGUGCGCCUAUGAUUGUGGAGAAUUCGGACAAUGCAUUGAUGGAUUUUGUCAGUGUGCAGAGGGCUACACUGGCCCAGACUGCAGUGAAAAGAAGUGCGCCUAUGAUUGUGGAGAAUUCGGACAAUGCAUUGAUGGAUUUUGUCAGUGUGCAGAGGGCUACACUGGCCCAGACUGCAGUGAAAAGAAGUGCGCCUAUGAUUGUGGUGAAUUCGGAAAAUGCAUUGAUGGAUUUUGUCAGUGUGCGGAAGGCUACACUGGCUUAGACUGCAGAGAAAAGAAGUGCGCUUAUGAUUGUGGGGAAUUCGGAAAAUGCAUUGAUGGAUCUUGUCAAUGUGCGGAAGGCUACACUGGCUUAGACUGCAGAGAAAAGAAAUGUGCUUACGACUGUGGUCGAUUUGGAAAAUGUGUUGAUGGAGUUUGCAAAUGUGCAGAAGGAUACACUGGUCCAGCUUGCAGAAAAAAGAAGUGUCCAUUUGACUGUGGUGAAUUUGGAAAGUGCGUGGAUGGUGUCUGCCAGUGUGCUGAGGAAUACACUGGACCAGCCUGCAGACAGAAGAAGUGUGCAGUUGACUGUGGACCCAAUGGGCGCUGUGUUAAUGGGAAGUGUGUCUGCAAUGUUGGCUAUAUGGGAAUUAGUUGCUCUAUAGAAAUCGCCAGUCUAUGCAGUGGGAAUGGAAAAUACCAACUGGAGUCUGGUACCUGUCAAUGCGAUGAAGGCUGGGAGGGCCCUGAUUGUUCUCAGAGAAGCUGUCCCAAUAACUGUGGUGGCAAUGGCAUAUGCAUUGAUGGUGUCUGUCAAUGUGCUAGUGGAUUCACAGGUCCAGACUGCAGUGAGAAGGAGUGCCUACUGGACUGUGGUGAGAACGGGAAAUGUGUUGAUGAUUCAUGCCAGUGUGCAGUGGGAUAUACUGGCCCAACCUGCAGAGAGUUAGAUUGUCUCAUCAACUGUGGUGAAAAUGGACGAUGCGAUGGAGGCCAGUGCUUCUGUGAGGAGGGUUUUAUUGGCGAAUCAUGUUCAGAAGUAAUGGCUGUACAAAAUUUGCGCCUUAUUGGCUCUACAGAAGAGUCACUAAACAUUGCAUGGGACCUACUAAUGGAUGCAGAUUAUUAUUUAAUUACUUACUAUCCCUAUAAUUUGAAAACCAUGAAGAAACAAGUACAGGUUUCUGGAAGUGAAGAUUCAAAUACACUCCUGGGUUUAAAUUCUGGCACGUUAUACACAGUUCUGAUGUACCAAGUAAAGAAUGGAGUAACCAGUAAUCCUGCCGAACUUCAAGCUAGCACUGAAGAAGCAUUACUUGGAACAUUAUGGGUAACAGAAGAAUCAGCAGAUUCAUUGGAGGUAGAGUGGGAAAAUCCCCCCAAUGAGGUUGAUUAUUUUAAACUGAAAUAUGCUCCCCAGCCAGGAGGAGCUGUAACUGAGGUGAUGGUACCUCAAAGUAAGGACCCCAAGAGCAGGUAUAUAAUUACAGGUCUGGAGCCCAGCACCAUGUAUGAGAUCAGUGUACGAUCAGUUAGGGGAGCUCGGGAGGGGAAAGCAUCGACUGUUGUAGGCACUACAGGCAUUGAUGGACCCAAAAACUUGGUGACUACAGAGGUGGGAGAAGACACAGCAAGCCUUUCCUGGGAAGCAGCCAAGGGUGUGAUAGACAAGUAUGUGCUCAGAUAUACAUCACUUGAUGGUGUCACAGAGGAAAUAGAUGUGGACAACGGCCAGACAACCACUUUGCUUAGCAAUUUGAUCCCUGGCAUGGAAUACACCUUCCAGCUGUGGGCAGAGAGAGGGGAGAAAAGGAGUAAGAGAGCCACCGCCACCGCAACGACAGAUAUUGAUUCACCAAAAGACCUUGAGGCAUCUGAAAUCACACAGACAGAAGCCAUGAUUACCUGGACACCACCCAUUGCACAAAUCGAUGGCUAUAUACUGACCUAUGAAGAUUCAGAUGGUAUCAGUAAGGAGAUUGAAUUGGAUGCCGCACAAAGUAGUUAUAAACUGGAGGGGCUAAGCAAAGGAUUGAAAUACACUGUGUACCUUAGAGCUUUCAGAGGAGCUCGGCGAAGCAGACAGGCCAGCACUUUCUUUUACACAUUGUAUGUGGUGAUAACCCACCCUAUAGACUGCAGCCAAGCCCUCCUCGGUGGUAACAAAGAGAGUGGUGUGUACACAAUUUACCCCGGUGGGGACACAGGGAAAGGUUUGAGGGUGUACUGUGAUCAGACCACCGAUGGAGGUGGAUGGAUUGUGUUUCAGAGAAGGGACAGCGGCAAGGUUGACUUUUACCAAAAAUGGAGGCCGUACAUAGAGGGAUUUGGGGAUCCUGCUCAUGAAUACUGGCUUGGUCUUGAGUGGCUUCACAAGAUAACUUCCACACCAGUACAGUAUGAAUUACGUGUGGACCUCCGAGCUGGUGAUGAUUCUGCUUAUGCCAAAUACAAAAACUUCCAAGUAGGCUCAUCCAAAGAAAGAUACCGGCUCACUGUCAGCGACUACUCAGGCACUGCAGGGGAUGCUCUUACUUACCACAAUGGAUGGAAAUUUACUACUUGGGACAAAGAUAAUGACAUAGCACUUACUAACUGUGCACUUUCCCACCGUGGGGCAUUUUGGUACAAGAACUGCCACCUUGCCAACCCUAAUGGGCGAUAUGGAGAAACCAAUCACAGCCAGGGAAUAAACUGGGAACCGUGGAAGGGUCAUGAAUUUUCCAUUCCUUUUGUGGAAAUGAAGAUCCGUCCAUAUCUAGCGGCUGAAAGCAAUAUCUAAUGAUAAAAUAGACUUUUUUAGUGAUUGUGGUAAUAAAAACAGAGUUGAAUGUUACAAGCCAAUUUUUUAUUUUUUUUUAAUAGAGCAGAUUAACAUAAUAUGAACAUUCAAAAAUGCCUAAUAUUUUUUAUUCAUAAUUAAAAAACAAAUAUUUUUUUCCAAUAAAAAAACUUCCCAAUUUAAUUUAUAUAAUCAAUUUUUUAUUUUUUAUUAUUUGUACACAAAUAGAAAAAAGUAAAUUUGAUGAUAAAAGAAAGUUGAAUUUUGUUUUUUUGUUUUUAAUGUAAGCUCUUUCCAAAUCAUGAAAGAAGAAUAUUGUGUUUUAUGUCCCCUUAAAGGGCCACUAAACCCAAAAUCUUUCUUUCACGAUUCAGAUAGAGAAUAGAAAUUUAAACAACAUUACAAUUUACUUCUAUUAUUUAUUUUGCUUCAUUUUUUAGAUAUCCUUAGUUGAAGAAAAAGCAAUGCACAUGGUGAGCCAAUCACACAAGGCUUCUAUGUGCAGCAACCAAUCAGCAACUAAUGAGCAUAUCUAGAUAUGCUUUUCAGCAAAGAAUAUCAUGAGAAUAAAACAAAUUAGAUAAUAUAAGUAAAUUAGAAAGAUGUUUAAAAUUGCAUUCUCUUUCUAAAUCACGAAAGAAAAAAUGUGGGUUUCAUGUCCCCUUAAGUUUUGUAAGAUAUAUUCAACAGAAUAUAGCUAGGCACAUUCUUAAAGUAAUAUUGAAAAAUAGACUUGAAUUAAUGGCUCGCUUCAAAAGAGCAAUCCUUUUUUUAAGGAUUGUAGUUCAGUAUAACUGUUGCAUAUCUAAAAUAAUUCAGUGUUGGCUACAAAUCUUAUACCAGAGUCAGAGAUGCAAAACAAAUAUUUUAUUUGUUAGUUUGUCACUAUAUAUAUAUAUAUUAUUAAUUUUUUUGCUUGAAUUUAAUCCUGGUACUGUACUUUGAAAGUAGCAAACAGCACAGUAUGAUUUUUUUUUUAAUUUAGUACAACUUUUACCAGGAAGGCUGGUAAAUGCGUGCUACACAGCAUGUAGAAUAUGUAAAUAUUAUUUUGUAACAGGUCUUGCUGGCAAGUGAACAACUGAUUUAUGAUGUCAACUUUUCUUGUGACUUUUAUUGCUAAACUUUGUCAUAAUUUCAACAAUAAAUUGUGUCAAACUGGGAAAUAAAAAUGAACAAAUUA